AUGCCUUCAACAUAUAAGAAGGACAAGCCGUGGGACACGGACGAUAUAGACAAGUGGAAGAUUGAAGAAUUCAAGCCAGAACAUAAUCUUGGUGGCACAUUCGCAGAAGAAUCGUCCUUUGCGUGCUUGUUUCCGAAAUAUCGCGAACUCUACCUGAAGCAGGCCUGGCCGUUGGUGACCAAAGCGUUGGAAAAGAGAGGCAUUGCGUGUACACUCGAUCUGGUUGAAGGUCGUAUGGAAGUGCGCACCACCAGAAAAACUUUUGACCCUGCCGCAAUCCUCGAUGCCCGAGACCUCAUCAAGCUCCUGGCCCGCAGCGUACCUGCUCCACAGGCUAUAAAGAUCCUCCAAGAUGAUAUGGCCUGCGAUGUCAUUAAAAUCAGAAAUCUGGUCUCGAACAAGGAGCGAUUCGUCAAACGCCGACAGCGCCUCCUUGGACCGAACGGCUCCACGCUGAAGGCUCUUGAACUUCUCACCAACACCUACAUCCUCGUCCAGGGAAACACAGUCAGUGCGAUGGGCGGCUAUAAAGGUCUAAAAGAAGUGAGAAGGGUCGUAGAAGACUGCAUGAACAACAUCCACCCUAUCUACCAUGUCAAAGAACUUAUGAUCAAGCGAGAAUUAGCAAAAGACCCUGCCCUGAAGAAUGAAAGCUGGGACAGGUUUCUACCAAACUUCAAGAAGAAGACUCUGAGCAAGAGACGGGUUCCUCACAAGGUUAUUGACAAGUCCAAGAAAAUUUACACGCCAUUCCCGCCGCCUCAAGAGAAGAGCAAGGUUGAUUUGCAGAUUGAAAGUGGUGAAUACUUCCUUGCCAAGCAGGCCAAAGAGAGGGCCCGAGAACAAGAACGGCAGGAAAAGCAGAAACAAAAGAAGGAAGAGCGGCAGCGGCAGCGAGAACAGGCAUUUGUUGCUCCGCGCGAAGAUCUGGUGCAGAAAAAGGCGAAGCGGAAGACUGUGGAUGAAGAUGACGAUUCUAGACCAAAGAAGGUCAAGAAGAUAAAAGGAUAA
Fonsecaea nubica is the source of this 1011-nucleotide messenger RNA. Its product is annotated as KRR1 small subunit processome component. Gene Ontology annotation, cellular component: small-subunit processome; nucleolus. The record is from RefSeq and is a predicted model, not a curated record. Lineage: Eukaryota; Fungi; Ascomycota; Eurotiomycetes; Chaetothyriales; Herpotrichiellaceae. The transcript has 3 exons. Gene Ontology annotation, molecular function: RNA binding. The coding region runs from base 1 to 1011 and encodes 336 amino acids.